Ceutorhynchus assimilis (cabbage seed weevil) is the source of this 4759-nucleotide messenger RNA. NCBI's taxonomy places the organism in Eukaryota, Metazoa, Arthropoda, Insecta, Coleoptera, Curculionidae. The record is from the annotation of a GenBank genome assembly.
AAAAAUAUGGCUCUUUGUUGUCAUGUGUUGUGUAUUAAUUUGUUGUAAAUAUUAAAAUUGUUUAAACAAACUUGUUAAUACUUGUCGGUUAUCGGCAUUAGUGCAUUUUCAAUGGUAGAUUAGCACCUUAUCAUAAACAAUAAUUAAAUAGCUGAAAUGGCUGUACUAGAACGUCUCUGCAUCCGGGGAAUCCGAAGUUUCAGUCCAAAUGAAGAAGAAAAAGUCAAAUUCACCAGACCUUUAACUCUAAUCCUUGGACAAAACGGGUGCGGCAAAACCACUCUUAUUGAGUGUCUUAAAUUUGCUCUUACCAACGAAUUACCAGCUGGUACCGAUGGAGGAAGAGGAUUUUUAAACGAUCCAAAACUAUCAAACAAAAGCACUGUCAAAGGUUAUGUAAAACUCCAAUAUAGAGAUGCUAAUAAUAGUUCUAUAACUGUAGCAAAAUUUGCCGAAGUUACAGUAAUGGCAGGUGGAAAAAUGAGAUUCAAGAGUAUGAAUCCAACUAUUCGUUGGGAAGACGAUAAGGGAAAUUUUGAAGAUAUUUCUGGAAGAUGCGCCGAUAUAGAUCUAUAUUGUGCUCAGAAACUCAAUGUGUCCAAAGCGAUAAUUAACAAUGUAAUAUUCUGCCAUCAAGAAAACUCAGCAUGGCCUCUAGAAGAACCUAAAAAACUGAAAGAACGUUUCGACGAAAUUUUCGGUUCAACAGAAUACAAUAAGUGUGUUGACAGGCUAAGGAAACUUGUAAAAGAAAAAAGAACUACGCUUAAAGUUCUUUUUGAGACGCUCAAGUACAAACAGCUGGCUAAAAAGAAUACUGAAAAAUUGAGGGAGGCUUUGAAUGAGAAAGAAUUACGUUUGGAGGAUGCUGUUAAAAAUAUUGAUGAAAAGAAAAAAGACAUUGAGCCUUUGGAAAAAAGGCUGAAUGAAAUAAAUGAAGUGGUUGAUACUUUAAGUUCUACACAUCAGAAAUUAACUGGAUUGGAAACAACAUUGAAAGGUAUCUUGGAAAAUCAAGAAGCUCUGAAGAAGCAUAUGGAUGAAGAGUAUGAUGGUACCGACGAACAAUUAAACAACGAUAUAGAGAAUUUCAGCAGUUUCCAAGAAGGAGCCAAAAAGGAAAUAUUGUCAAAGGAAAGCAAAAAGGAUGCCAUUGACAAGAAAGUUGAACAAAUCAACCAAAUAAUUCAAGAACGCCAAGUCGCUCUUGGUCAGUUAAAACAAGAAGAACACCAGCAGAGAAAAAGAGAGGAAGAACUUAAAGGAUUAAUAGAAAAAUGCAAAGCAAAACUUAAAAUUGAAACUGAAGAAGAUGAGUCUAUGGAAGAUAUAUUUUAUAAACUGAAUGCGGCUUUGGUGAAGCGUGAUUCAAAAUUCAAGGAUCAUCAAAAAUUAUUGCAGCAAGAAGAACAAGAAUUGCAAAAAAACAUUGAUAAAAUCAGGGAUGGGUUUGCCGCUGCCAGGGAGAGUCGAUCUGCAAACGAAAAGCUAUUAAAAGAAACCAGCGCAAAAUUACAAGAAGCCAAAUUGAAAUUAGAGCGUUUAUCAUUUUCCGAUUCUCAAAUUGAAGUCAUUGAAAAAAGAAUGAAAGAAACCGAGGAAGCUUUGGCUAAAAAGAAAGCUCAUUUUAAAGAAGAAGAAGAAAUGCAGCACAUUGAAGAGUUGGAUGAGCAAAUCAGCAAAAAGGAUCAGACUCUAAGUAAACUGGAACGUGAGUUUAGGACUCUUCAACAAAAUUAUGUGACUGAUCAAAAAAUUGAAUCUGAAACAAAUGUCACACAUGAAAAAUCCGGAGAAAUCAUCAUGAUAAAAGAAAAACAUAGACAAGAUUUUCAAACAUUAUUUGGACAAGCGGUACCUCAAGAAAAGUUUCAACAAUCAGUGCAAAAAGUUCAAAAGACUCUGGAAGAAGAAGUAAAAUCUCUUACAAAAAAUAUUACAAAUUCAGAAAAGAAAGUAUCAACUUUAGAGUCAACUGUUAAACAUUUAAAUUCAAAGUAUCAAAGUCAACUAAAUGAAUUGAAAAGUGAUAAAGCUAAAAUCGAAAGUGUUUGUAAGGGAAGGCCAUUUUUAGAUGUUUUAAAAGAGUCUUAUAAAAACAAAGAAAUUUUCCAGAAAGACAAAGGAGCUUAUCGUUCAGCCAAGAAUUUAUUGGAACAAUUCAUCAGUUCCUUUCAAAAUGAGACGCCUUGUUGUCCAAUUUGUAGUACAGACUUUUCUUCACAAUCCCAAAAACCCAAAGUUUCAAGUGUAAUACUAGCUUUACGAAAAAGAAUUGAAGAUCUACCAAGCAAAAUAACUGAAGUUGAAGCAAAUUUGAAAAGGGAAGAAGCCAACUAUAGUAAGCUGCUACAAUUAAAGCCUGUCCAAGACAAUAUCCAAAUGCUUGAAGACGCUAAGAUACCCCUUUUAGAGGAAGAACUUCAACAGACAAAUGAACAGUUAGAAGAAACCAAAAUAGAUCUUGGUUCUUUGGUAAAUGAUUUAAUUGAACCACAAAAUAAAGUUGAAAUUUGCAGAAAAAUUAUGUCUGAUUGCGUUUUAUUAGACCGUUUAAGCACGGAAUUGAAAAGAACUGAGGAUUCUCUUAAAAAUUUAAAAAGAGAAUUAGUUACAGUAGCUUCCAAUCGUACCUUACACGAAACUGAAACUGAACUAUCUAAAGUUAAAGCUGAACUAUCAAAUUUACGUAGACAAUAUAAAACUAAAAGAGACUUUUAUGAUGAAACUAAAGAUAGUAUUCAACGUUUGAAUGGCAGAUUGCAGACUGAAAUUCAAAAAAAACUGGAAGUGCAAAAAUCUUUACAAGAGCAACCAGUAUUUCAAAAACAAGUUGAGGAUUGUACAAAAAUUAUUUCUAAGGUGAAAGCUGAAAAAUUGCAGUUGGGAGAAACUUUUGCUGCUUUAGAAAAAGAGCUUUUGGAAGCUGAAAAAAAUCGCUCCCAAAAAGUUGAAGCUAACAAAAAGUCUUUGGACGAAGAUAGAUCGGAUGUGAGCGCAAGCAAAAGGCUCGUUGAUGAUGCCGAAAAACUACUUGGAAUUAUCAAAAAAUAUGAAAAUGGUGACAGCGUAACAAGGCUGGAAAAUGUUUCAAAAGAGCUGGAAGAAUGUAAGAAUAACAUAAAAAGACUAGAAGAAUCCAAAAAAAUCCUUAUAAGCUUCAUAGAAAAGAAAAAAGCAGAAUUAGCUAGUCAAGAAAGCAAAUUUAGAAAUUUGAACGAUAAUAGAGAUUUGAGAGCAAGCCGAGUGAAAAGUAAGGAAAUUGAAAGCCAGAUUCAAGAAUUGAGAAAAAAGAUUGGGAAUCAUAAUAGCAAGUCUAUUAUUGAAGAACGUAGAAAAGUGAUUGAUAGAAUUGAUAAAGUACAGACGGAUAUUAGUAGGAAGAAGGGAGAAAUGGAUACACUUAAGGAAUUGAUCCAAACUAACAAACAAGAACUAAAUAAAAAGGAACACAGAGAAGCGGCAAUCGAAUACAGAAAAACCUACUACGAGUACAAAGUAGAAGAAAUGGCGAUAUCAGACUUGGAAGUUUAUACUGGGGCUUUGGAAAAGUCCAUCUUGAAAUUUCACCAGGAGAGAAUGGUCCAAAUCAAUUUGACAAUCCGGGAAUUAUGGAGGAACAUCUAUAGGGGAAAUGACAUUGAUUUUAUUCAGAUUAUUACUGAUGAUGAUAUUGGAGCCACAGGUACCAAACGAAGAUCCUACUCAUACAAAGUGGUCCAAAUGAAGAAAGGCAACGAACUAGAAAUGAGAGGCAGAUGCAGCGCCGGUCAAAAAGUCUUAGCCUGUCUAGUCAUCAGGAUGGCAUUGGCAGAGACUUUCAGCGCCAACUGUGGAAUUCUAGCUUUGGACGAGCCCACUACGAAUUUGGACAGGGACAAUAUUAUGAGUCUCAGCGACGCUCUAUCGAGAAUAAUCAGUGUACGUGAAAAACAAAAAAGCUUUCAGCUUUUGAUUAUCACUCACGACGAGGAAUUUUUACAGACUUUGACUAGAGAUCAGAGUGUUUCUCGUUAUUUCAGAGUCUACAGGAACGCUGAUGGGUUUUCGCAAAUUAAAAGCGAAAUACUUUAAAUGUUGAGGAUGGAUAUUGAACUUACAUUUACAGAAAUUUCAUGUGUUGCAUUAAUAAUAAUAUACUAUGUAAAAAUUUGUUUCACAGUAGGUUUCAGUUUCAGUUAUCUAUCAAGUUUUCUAGGAUUUAAGUCAUUAUUUACUAAUAUAGUUUUCUCAUAUAAAAUACAAAAUCCCAUACACAUGCAACAUCAGGUAUAAAUAAAAACAACACAUAAGUACAUUUGUUUUCCAGAAAUUUAUAUUUUUCUACUUAUAUUAAGAUAUUCCCAAAUGAAAAUGCACAUAGAAGUGUAUGUUUUUGUUUUCAAAACGCUUUAUAAAAGUAGCGUUCUUAUUUUAUUUUUAUGCACAGUUAAGUGACAUUAGAGGAAAUACAUAGUUUAGUUGAAAUAUCUUAUUUGUUAAAAAUCAUUAGUUUUUAAAAAGGAAUAGGGAUUGGGUUUUAUGUAAAUUCGUUGGCAUUAUUUUGUAAAUUCCCCAGUUUAUGUAUUUAUUUUUAUUUUGAUAUUUUCACUAGUUGUUCGUUUAUUUAGUACGUUAAGUUUUCUUUAACUUAGAACUUGUUCUGUUUAUUAGCUGUUGCAUAGCCUAUCAUUAUGUAAGAGUAUGAUAGUGCUAUCAUAAUCUAGAAUUUGGAUUUUUUUUGUUCAAACGUUAAAAUAAAGUAUUGGGUUUUUAAUAA